AUUAUUAUCAUGUUCAAGAGCUACAAAUUCCCCAUUAAAUAUCAUUCAUACAAUUACAUGAGUUGCCAAAAAAAACAAGUUUCAUGUACAAGAAAAUUGGAGAAAGAAGUGAAGUGUUAGUAAGCACAAGAGCCACACACGUAACACAGCACAGUCACAAAAUCCCACCUCUUAACAAAUCUUCAUUCUCUCUCCUCUCCUUCACUCACACACUUACACCUUCUACUCUGCGUAACUGCCCUUCUUCAUAAACCGCCAAAUACUUGUAUACAUUAUGUUGCCUCUUCAUUCUUCUUCAUUCACCUCUUUUCCUUGUACUACAAUUUCCAACUUCUACACUUCUCCUGCAAUGCCGCUUUUUAGAAGAAAAUCAUCACUUUCUUCAUCAUCUUCUUCUUCAUGCAAUUCAAAUUCAAUCAAAUCUUCUUACUUUAUCCCAUUUACAUGUACCCAUUUCCUUAAAUUGAAACCCCAGAAAAGGAAUUCUAGUAUUAAGUGCUCUUCUUCUUCGAUUCCGCCUGUUUCUGAUGCUAGGAAAUUGCCUGAUGUUGGUACACUAUAUAGGAGGUUUUUGACAGUGGCAAAACCAUAUUGGUCAUCUGAAGAUAAAGUUCAGGCUAGAUUGCAAUUGGCUGCUGUUUUUGCUUUGACUUUGGGGACUACUGGUAUUAGCGUUGCUUUCAGUUUUCUUGGCCGUGAUUUCUACAAUGCUCUUGCUAACAAAGAUCAAGACCAAUUCAUGAAGCAACUAUUAUAUUACCUUGGUGGGUUUUCUGUUGGCAUUCCGGUUUUUGUAUUGAGAGAUUAUGCAAAAGAAACCCUUUCUUUGAGAUGGAGAUCUUGGAUGACAACCUUUUACAUGAAGCGUUAUUUGCAAAACCAUAGCUUUUACAAAAUUCAGUCACAGUCAACAAUUGACAAUCCAGAUCAACGGAUUGUUGAUGAUCUGAGUACAUUCACAGGAACAGCACUUGCCUUCUCUUUGACACUGUUUAAUGCUGCAAUUGAUUUAAUAUCAUUUAGUAACAUACUAUUUGGCAUCUAUCCUCCGCUAUUUAUUGUUCUUCUGAUAUACUCAAUUGGGGGAACAGCUAUAAGUAUUUUUCUGGGAAAGGGACUGGUGAAUUUGAACUUUUUGCAAGAGAAAAAGGAAGCAGACUUUCGUUAUGGACUUGUUCGUGUGAGGGAAAAUGCAGAAUCAAUUGCUUUCUAUAGUGGUGAGGAAAAUGAAUUGCAAAUGCUAGUCCAAAGGUUCAGCAGUGCUUUUCAAAAUUUAACUCGCCUGUUGGUAGCUUCCAGAAACCUGGAUUUCUUCACCAGUGGUUACCGGUAUUUCAUUCAAAUCCUUCCUGCAGCAGUUGUUGCACCCUUGUAUUUUUCUGGAAAGAUUGAAUUUGGUGUCAUUAAUCAGUCCGUAUCAGCUUUUAACCAUAUCCUUGGAGAUGUUUCCCUCAUCGUCUAUCAAUUUCAAGCCAUCAGUGCCUUCUCUGCUGUGAUUGACCGUCUAGGUGAAUUCGAUGAUCUUCUUGAUAGUAACAUCUCAGAAAACCUCACUGAUUCAACAAGUAAUGUGUAUGUUGUCUAUCAGAAUGUGACGAGUCCAACAAAUCAGACUUUAUUGGAUUCUAGUGGAUCAUUGACAGAAGGAAGUAGUAAAAAGUUGGUCGAUUUGGAGCAUUUGACUCUGGUGACUCCAGAAAAGUCUACAAUUCUCAUGGAUUUAACAUUGUCAAUUAACGAAAAGGAUAAUCUGUUGAUAACUGGGCCUAGCGGAAGUGGUAAGACUUCUCUGUUAAGAGCUAUGGCUGGUCUUUGGACUUCUGGAAGCGGAAAAAUCACAUUUUAUGUGAAAGAAACGGAUGAUCACCAAUCUGUCUCUACACAUGAAAAUGCUGAAGAAAGUGAUCCAUUUAAGAGUAGAACUUCUAGGGGUAUAAUUUUCCUUCCCCAGAAACCUUAUAUGGUUUUGGGCUCCCUGCGCCAGCAGUUGCUUUAUCCAACAUGGGCUGAAAUUCCAACUUUAGAUGGGGUUGAGCAAACUGGUUGCCCACCUUUCUUGCUGCAGACUGAGGGGUCAGGCUGUGUUUUUACAAGGUCACUUAAGCCUACUACCGAGGAUUUAAUAAAGGUAUUGGAGGAUGUUCGCCUUGGCUAUUUAGUGCCUCGGUUUGGUCUUGAUUCAACUUAUGAAUGGUCGAGUAUUCUUUCCUUGGGUGAGCAACAGCGCCUUGCAUUUGCACGUCUUCUGCUUGCUAAGCCAUAUCUGAUCCUCCUGGAUGAAUCUACCAGUGCUUUGGAUGAGGAUAAUGAGGAUCAUCUAUACCGCUUGAUUGAAGCUGCUGAUGUAACCUAUGUUAGUAUUGGCCACCGAAGAUCAUUGAUAAACUAUCACAGCAAGGUUUUGAAUAUAAAAAAGAUGGAUCCACAAUCUCCUGAACGCAACUGGACCAUCAAGCCUAUAAAUCAAGAAGCAAGGAUUAGAUUGUCAGAAAUAGGAUUGUAGCUGAUUUGAAGUUCAGGGUUUUCCUUGGAUGACAACAUGACACGACUUUGUAAUAUUGCCGUGCCACUUUACUCGAAACCAUGAUGGAAGAUUUACAGGCAAGCGGGGUGCCUCUUUGAAGUUGGGACCGUAAAAAAAUUGGCGCCUGGGUAUGCUUGAAUUAGAUUGUCUAAGGCUAACAGAUUGCUUUUCCAUAUAUAGUCAAAUUGAAAGAAACUUGAGUCUCUUAAUGUAAAUAGUACAAUCAUGGUAAUUCCAUAUAUGUGUGUUUUUUUCCCUAUUUUUCCUAAA
Molecule: messenger RNA, 2794 nt
Organism: Chenopodium quinoa (quinoa)
Lineage: Eukaryota; Viridiplantae; Streptophyta; Magnoliopsida; Caryophyllales; Amaranthaceae
Product: ABC transporter D family member 2, chloroplastic-like
Exons: 10
Coding region: 275-2503 (742 amino acids)
Biological process (GO): transmembrane transport
Cellular component (GO): membrane
Molecular function (GO): ATP binding; ATP hydrolysis activity; ABC-type transporter activity
Source: RefSeq, a predicted model, not a curated record